CGAUUUCCCAACAGGAUGUUAUUUGUGCGUGAUCGUCCUUGCCCUUUCCUUUUCACGAUUUCCCCGAAUUGACACGAUGAGCAAGAUUAAUCGAGAUAAUUUGAGGGAGUCCAUUGCUACUCUUCUCCAAAAGACCCAGGAUAAAAAACGUAAAUUUGUGGAGAGUGUUGAACUACAAGUGGCACUGAAGAAUUAUGAUCCACAAAAGGAUAAACGUUUUGCUGGCACCAUCAAGCUUCGCCACAUCCCAAAACCCAAGAUGAAGGUAUGCAUUCUAGGGGACCAAGUUCACUGUGACCAGGCCAAAGCUAAUGAUCUCCCUCACAUGGAUACAGAUGCCCUCAAAAAGUUGAACAAGGACAAGAAGAUGGUUAAGAAAUUAGCCAAGAGGUAUGAUGCAUUCCUUGCUUCUGACUCGCUGAUUAAGCAGAUUCCUAGGAUCCUUGGGCCAGGCUUGAACAAGGCUGGCAAGUUUCCUGCUCCUCUCUCGCAUCAGGAAUCGCUGGUUUCGAGGAUUGAAGAAACUAAAGCAACCAUCAAGUUUCAGAUGAAGAAGGUCCUGUGCCUCUCUGUAUGUAUUGGACAUGUGAGUAUGUCUGAAGAGGAUUUGUACGCCAACAUAACCCUGUCUGUCAACUUCCUCGUUUCCUUGUUGAAGAAGAAUUGGCAGAAUGUGCGUGCUCUGUACAUUAAGAGCACAAUGGGGCCAUCCUUCAGAAUCUACUAAAACCCAGUGACAUAUGUUCAAUAAAUGAGCUGAAACUGUG
Molecule: messenger RNA, 767 nt
Organism: Gigantopelta aegis
Lineage: Eukaryota; Metazoa; Mollusca; Gastropoda; Neomphalida; Peltospiridae
Product: 60S ribosomal protein L10a-2-like
Exons: 5
Coding region: 77-727 (216 amino acids)
Biological process (GO): translation
Cellular component (GO): large ribosomal subunit
Molecular function (GO): structural constituent of ribosome; RNA binding
Source: RefSeq, a predicted model, not a curated record